AAAAAUAAAUUGACGCCUGUUUGGGAGGAGAGAGAAAAGGCAGAGGCGCAGAGGACAUAACAAAGAAGAAGGAGAAAGAGGAGGAAAGGAAAGAAAAAUGGGUGAGGUAGCUGCCACAAUGACGAAGAAGAAGAAGAAGAAGGGACGUCCCUCUCUCUUAGACCUUCAAAAACGCUCUCUCAAGCAGCAGCAACAACAACAAAACCCUAAUUUCAAAAACCCUAAUUCCCUCAUUGCCUCAAACACAACCUCUCACCGCCGAUCCACCCGCCGUAGGCCUAAUCUCGAUGAGCCAGACUGGAUUAACGGUGAUGAAGACGACGACGACGAAGACGAGCGCAAAGAGAAGAAACAUAAGCUUUUGCUUGGAUUGAAUUCCCAACAAAACAACAGCAACAACGACGACAACAACAACAACCAUCAUUACCCGAUUUCCUCGGCGAAUUCCCUGGGUCCUAAUCCCUCAUACGUCUCUGAUGGUGCUAAUCCUGAGGCGGCUCUCAAGAGGCGAAAGGUCAGUGCCGCCUGUAUCGGAUCUGAUGAUAUGGGUGAAAAGGGUCCGAAAGCGACAGACACUCUUCAUGAGUCUACGCUGGAGCCUGGCCCCACAGCUCCGUUGCCAGACAAAAAGUUGUUGGUCUUCAUUCUUGAUAGGCUACAAAAAAAGGAUACUUAUGGAGUGUUUUCUGAGCCCGUGGAUCGUGAAGAGCUUCCUGAUUACCAUGAUAUCAUUGAGCAUCCCAUGGACUUUUCCACCUUAAGAAAAAAGCUAGAUGGGGGAGCUUAUGCCAACUUGGAACAAUUUGAGAAAGAUGUGUUUCUGAUAUGUUCAAAUGCAAUGCAGUAUAAUUCACCGGAUACUAUUUACUUUCGACAGGCGCGAUCCAUGCAAGAGCUUGCACGGAAGGACUUUGAAAACUUGAGGCAAGAUAGUGAUGAUGGUGAAACCCAACCAAAAAUUGUGAGGAGAGGCAGGCCACCUGGAAAACUGAAAAAAUCACUUGAGAGGUCUCCUCUUGACCGCGUUGGUCCUGAAUGUUCCUCAGAUGCAACUCUUGCCUCUGGAGGGGAUAAUCCCAACUGUUCUACCGGUUACAAUCUAAGAAGAACCCAUUCAUACAAGUAUCAGCCUACAGAUGUUCUGGUCCGAACCACUUAUGGGUCUCAUAGCAGUGAAACCUAUUCUACCUGGAUGUCUGAAUGGGAAAAUGAAUUUCCAGCUUCUGUUCUGAAGGCUGUGCUUAAGUAUGGGAAGAAACCAUAUGAAGUAGAUGAGAAUAGGCGUGACACCUAUAAGCGUCCAUCGGCUUCCGCACAUGGGUCGUCCUCCCUGAAUCUUUUUGGACAAAUGAAGCAACUGAUGGUGGUAGGUUUAAACGCAGAGCAUGGUUAUGCAAGAAGUCUAGCUCGUUUUGCUGCAGAUGUUGGCCCCAUUGCGUGGAAAAUUGCUUCAAAGAAAAUUGAAAGUGUGUUGCCAACAGGACUUGAGUUUGGUCCUGGGUGGGUAGGCGAAGAUAAGGUGGUUGAGGGACAGCAGCAGCUUUUAUUUUCUGAUAGGCGUAAAGUUUCAAACAGUUGGGUUGCUACUGAAAAUUUAGGCAGACUUCAAUCUUCAACUGCUAGUGGAACAAAUUCUGGUGCAAAUUCUUUAGUUGCAAGUAGAUGUACAGCAUGGAGUAGAGAAGACAUGGUAGAAAAUGUUGGUGGAUUGAGUUCCCAAAGCGAGUUAAAUUCACUACACAGUGUUAUUGGUGGGAUAAACCCCAUGUCAUCUGUUAUGGUUCAGCAAAAACCUGUGCUUCACUCUGAUGUAAAUGGUUUUAGUGGUGGAUUUGGGCAUAAUAAAUUUUCACCUCUGAUGGGGACAGCAAGACUUGGGAUAGCAACAGGAAAAUCCAGUUCAGAGCAGACAGCAGUUCCUUCCCAAGCAUUUGACAUGGUUUCUACUAGUAAUGCCAGUUUCUGCCCAAUGGUAGGGAAUGAUUUUAAGUUGAACAAAGCCAAGUUGGCAGAAACAUUGAGUGUAGCACAACAGUCUGGAAAAUCAUCAGCUCUAGGUCCUAACCCUGAAUCACAGACAACAUUCAAUGCAGGGAUUGGUGGAAAAUCAUCCCAGCAGGGAUUAUCACCAUACACUCAACAACAUUUCUUUGAAUUUCCACCGGACCUGAAUGUUGGAUUCUUGGCCCCAAAUUCGCCUAGUUCCAGUGUGCCAAUUGGUUCACCACAGCAGCCAGAUUUAGCAUUACAGCUGUGAGGGUGGGUAAUUCAUCUUCCUUUACCCAAACAUGAUGGAUGGUGGAUUGUUAGAUAUGAACAUUUGUCCAGCAAAAGGAAUAAUAAUAGAGAUGCAAUCUUAUGGAUUGCUUGGUAUUGACAUGAUGAUUCAUAACCUGAUAAAUUGUAGGGAAAGAUUUUGUACAGAUUAAUGUAUCAAUUUUUCAGAUGAAAAACCACAGCUUUUUUUCUCCUAAAAGCAUGGUACUAUUGAAUUCCUGAUU
This is a messenger RNA of Hevea brasiliensis (rubber tree), 2501 nucleotides long. RefSeq lists its product as uncharacterized. The record is from RefSeq and is a predicted model, not a curated record. Lineage: Eukaryota; Viridiplantae; Streptophyta; Magnoliopsida; Malpighiales; Euphorbiaceae. The coding region runs from base 98 to 2257 and encodes 719 amino acids. Gene Ontology annotation, molecular function: protein binding. The transcript has 9 exons.